AUGUCUGAGGUUGAAGUAUGUUAUGUUACGAUUCCAACUUCUAGAGCAUCCUUUGGCUGGAAUGGUUUAACCUACAUUGGAAAUAAAAAAUUAGAAGAAUUUUGGCAUCGUUUAUUAUUGACAAUGUCGUCAAAACUCCACAUUUAUGUUUUGGAUACAAGCAUAACGGAAGCUAAUAUCAUUUAUCCGCUCAUUUUCUCACCUAACAAAACACUUAAAAGCCAUCAACAAAUUUAUUACUACAUCACAAAAGAUGUACUAUUUGAUCAUUUGAAAAAUUAUUGGUCAACACACGUCAUUGUUUUCCUUGAUCCUGAAUUAAAGAUAAAUCAAUCUGAUAUGUCAUUAUUACCAUUAUCGAUGGAAUAUUUUUCACGAUGUGAUUUGUGUUUCGAUCAUAUAAGUUCGUUGAAACAUCAAUCACUAGUUAUUUUAGUUGUCGUUUCUUCAUUCGCAAGUGUAUUUGAUCGAAUAUACUCGGAUAAGUAUGCACUGUUUAUACCACAAUUAACAUCUAUUAUUAUAUUUGAUGCAUGCUGCACAUCAAAACAUGAUGACUUCGAGCGUCAAGAAUUAUUGUAUUUUAUUAACGAAGUCGAAUUCGUAAAACAAAUACAAAGAGACACUGCAGGUAGUUUUGAACCGACAGAACUAUUCUUUUUCGAUAACAAAACAAGACAAAUGUCAUUAAGAAGUUCGAGAAAAGAUCAAUUUCAGUUAUUAACUGAUCUUGUAGUCAGUAUUGCACCUACUGUUGAAGAAAAAGAUGAAAUGAUGGGAGAAUGUUUUUUAAGUUGUUACCAGAUCAAAGAUAAAGCCGAAGUUUAUGGGAAUCAAUGUCCAUAUUGCUUUGACGACAUUCUUCAAAUUCCACCUCUUGUCGAUACUUCCGACGAUACUCUAAUAAUGACUCCUUCCACAUCACUUCCAUUUUUUGCACCCUCAUGCUUUAAACCAAAUGAAAAUAAAUUAAAAGAUGUGAAAGAAUUUUAUGAAAGAUACAACAAGGAUCAAGCAAUAUUUUGGUAUACGCGGGACUCCUUUCUAUUCCGUCUAUUAAAUGAAGCAUGCAGAACAGAAGACAUCGAUAAAAUAUAUGUGUUUCGUUACUAUAUAAGGGAUCUUUAUCAGCAGCUAUCAAUUUUACACAAGGAUUAUGUUCAAUAUUUAAAACAGAACGAAACUAAUGUGAUAACUCUUUAUCGUGGUCAAAAAAUAUCAAAUGAAGAGCUCCAAGAACUUCAAAAUAACAUUGGAAAAUCAUAUUCAACAAAUACAUUCUUAUCAACAACAACAAACAUUGAGGUUGCAUAUAUGUUUGCUGGCAUUGAUAUUGAUCCUGUACCGAAUAGUCCUGAGGAAAAUGUUUUAGGAAAGUUACAAUCUAGGAAAAAAGAACAUUUAGAUAAUAGCUACGAUCAAUCUCUUUCUGAAGAAAAAUCUUGUGCAAUGAGACCGAAACCAUCUACAGACAGUGUAGUGUUACCAUAUGAUUCCGUCGCAUCUACACAAUCAGAUAUACGUUGCAAGUGUAAAUCAGUCAUGUUUUCAUAUAUCAUCAACAUCAAUAUUCUCACAAAGCCUUAUGCAGACAUCAGUAAAGAAAGUAAUCAUGAAAUUGAAGAUGAAGUAUUAUUAUCAAUGGGAACAAUUUUUCGAUGUGAAUCAGUUGAAUAUUUGAUAAACGGAGAUUUCUGGCAUGUUAAAAUGAUUAUGAUAGACGAUGAUAAUGAUAAUGAUGUGGAUCAUGAUUCAAAAAGGCAAAUUUUGAAUGAUAUACAACAAAAACCCAUACUUUUAAUGUUAGGAAAAUUUGUUUUGGAAACAUCUCACAAUUCCGAUAAAGCUGAACGUUAUUAUAGAAUGUUCCUUGAGAGCGAAAUAAUGAGUCCUUGGGAUAAAUGUGAAGCAUACGUUGCUCUUGGUUUAAUGUGUAAGAAUAAAGGUCAAUAUGAAAUAGCAAUCGAAUAUUUUGAAACAAUAAUUGACAUAUGUAAAAUACAUUCCAUUGAAAACGAACAUAUGAAUAGAGAAUAUAUGACUUUAUCAUAUGUAAAUAUUGCCGAAAUUUAUACUAUUACAGAUUUUCAAAAAGCAAUUAAAACGUUAAAUACAAUAAUUGAAUUACAUCUGUAUAGUCCCAUUGAAUUGGCAAAAGUAUAUAAUAUGUUAGGUGAUAUUUAUAGAACUAGAACGACUUUAUGUAAAAUAGCAUUAAAAUAUUAUCGACUAGCACAUGCAAAUGAUUCGAAGAACCAAAAAUAUAUCCAAAAUAUUGAAUUAAUUCGACAAGAAAUCAACAGACCAAGUGAAUUUUUGAAUGAGUUCUUAUGCAUUUUGAUUUUCUUUACCAUUGCCUUUUUCGCCUGGUUUAUACUGCAUAAAAGUUGGCCACAGUGGUUUCAAGAAACAAGCUCAACCAUAAAGAUGAUUUUCAUAUCAUAUUCUAUUACAUUUACAUUAAAAUAUCUUAUCACUAUUUUUGAUAAAAGAGCUAUUUUCAAUUUCAAGUUCAGUCAAUAUAUUUUAACAAUAUGGACAUGGUUAAUGAAUUAUUAUUUAAUUUUUUCGAAUUUUUAUCAUCUUCUACGAAUAAAUCGAUACAUUAGUUUACUCAAUGCAUUGAACAUAUGUCUAUUUCUUGAUAAUAAACGAUUUUAUUUUUUAAUUUAUCUUUUAUUAUUUAAUCCAACAUUUAUGUCAUAUUAUGUAAUGAUUAUCAUUUGUUUACAUCGUUCAUAUUGGAUAUUUUAUCACCAAGAUAAAUUAAAUUUAAGAGAUCCAGCACAGAUAUUUCAUGAUGGUCGAUUUUCAUUUUCGCUAUGGAUCCAAAGUUGCAAAGAAUUUUUGUUUUAAAUGAUUAAAUUAUUAACAAGAACGAGACAAUGAUAUAAGUUCACAAUUUGUAGAUCGCUCCAUUACUAUACUUAUCCGAUUAGCUAAAACUCUAUUAUAGUUGCGUACGACUGAUUUCCAACAGUUAAAACGCAUCCACAAAUAGCGCGUUCCAAAUCUUUUUUCAAAUCUUUAGAGACCCACUUGUUUAUAGAAAAAUAUAAUCUCAUCGAACUUUCUAUCCGUUAUAUUACAGAUAUGAGUCAUUUGUUGUGUUGGUCUUAUGAUAUGCUUGUACCAAUGGUGUGUUUAGGUGUGUGUGUAUAUAUGUGAGUUAAGCGAAGUUCAACACCCACACUUAUACACCCGUUGAAUUUAGCAGCAUUGUUAAUGUUUACGUUGAAUUAUUACCACACAAGCAGGUAUUUUCUACAGCAAUGUCUUUUGUUGUUGCAGCUAUGGCUACACUGAAUUCAUCUACGACAUGUGAAAGGACGUUUUGUAGGACAAAAUCGAUUAAAACAAUAACAGGCCGUACAAUUUUUGGUAUCCGAAUGAGCGAUUUAUGCGUUUUAGCACUGGAGCAUGAUUUUAACAUCAAUUGCGACAAACGCAUGGAUGAUUUCGCUAAUUCGCACAGAAAAAGUAGAAUUUUAUUAAGGUAAAUAAAUUUCAUUAGUCUAAUGUGUUGAAUUUUGUUUCAUGAACCUGCACGACGACACUAACAAUAUGCUGGAUGUGUGUAGUAUUGAGUUUACGGUCUGUGUGUCAACAAGUCAGAUUAUUGUUAUUUCUGUUGUUUUAUUGGAGAGGAAUUUGGAGGAAACUGGACAAGAAUAAGAAAACAGUGUAGACUAGUUUUGUAGAGUAUCGUUCAGCAUCGAAAUAUAACGAACUCCUAAUUAUAGUGACAAAAAGUACAUAUAUUUAGAGUCUGCGUAUGGUAAGAAUUAUCUGUUCAAAUUACUUUUGUUAUAAACUCACAUUACAAAUAGGAGCACUUUAUACUUGUCCUGCUGAAACUAUUGCUGAGUAUAAGCAAUAUUUUCUACUCUUUCGGAACUUAUCUGUUUAUUAGUAAGAAAUCUAGUGAGAUACUAGUCGUACAGAUGUCGGUGGAUACAGUUACUCUUAUUAUCAUCGUAACUUUGCUGAAUACUGCCAUUUACAGUUCAACAUGGUACGUAAACAGUCGUACACCGACCGUAUCGUUCAACGUUGAUAGUCCACAUGCUUUAAUAUGUAUUAACAUGAGAGUGUGGAUGUAGACGAAGAAAGAAAAGAUACAGCUAUGCUCGAACCUAUGGUCACAUUACUUACCCACAUCCACACCCGACCCAAGAUUGAUAAGAGAGCAUGUGGUCAUGCUUUCUCAGAUUUAUGACAAUCACACUCUUAUGCACACAUUUGUAGUAUCAGCAAAUAGAUAAAUUGAUUUUAAGGCGUUAGUUUAAGUUGAAUGAAUUCAAGUAUAAUACAUUGUGACAGAUCGGAUGUUACAGAAACAUAGAGAAAGAACUAGAACUUGGGAUAUGGUUCUAACGAAAUACAUUUUUUUUUAAAUAUUUGAACAAGAAUAGAGAAUUCGAUCCGACCAAUGCUCUAUACUAUACAUUGCUCUUCUGAUGAAUCUCCUUUUAAACAUUGUGUUGUGGACUUAUGUGUGAAAAAUAAUGGUACAGAGCAAGAUUCGUUUUACACACAGCUCACUUUGGAAUAAGUUUAUCAUAGUGGUGACUGCUCAGUACGAUUCAACUAACCCUGAGAUAAGUCAAGGCGGUAUAUCUCUACUCUGGAUAACCAGCGUGUACUGUGCCACUAUUCGAAGUGAGACAAAACUCAUUAAUGUCAUUCCAAUUAAGAUCGAACGCUUCGGAGCCUUUAAAAUGCAGUGUUAGUGUUGGCAUAUUGACUAGCCGACCGACAGCAUCUAGUUUCAUGCUAUCGUAACAGACCGAUGUCGCUUCGAGUGAAUGAAGUGAAAAUAUUUCGCUUUGAAUGAAGACACGCAUAACCAAUGGAUAUCUAAUCUGU
Molecule: messenger RNA, 4869 nt
Organism: Rotaria sp. Silwood2
Lineage: Eukaryota; Metazoa; Rotifera; Eurotatoria; Philodinida; Philodinidae
Source: the annotation of a GenBank genome assembly